AUGGACGAUUCUACCUGGCAUCUGGAGCUGGUGGGGUCUUGCGAUGGCUUGGUAUGUUUAUCUGACAUGGUUUAUAGUGGAUUUGUCCUCUAUAAUCUGACCACUAAGGAGGGUAGGAAUUUGCCCGGUUCGGAUCAUUUUCGACCAGAUGUGUUUCUCCUUGGAUUCGGAUAUGACUCACGAUCUGAUGACUACAAGAUAGUACAUAGCAAGGAGCGGAACGAUUUUGAAGAUAAGAUGAUGGUAAUAUUUUUGCUCAAAUCCAGUUCCUGGAGAACUACACAAACCAUACUAGAAAGUCACCUCUGCCUCUACGGACGAGGACAUGGAAUUUAUUGGAAAGGGGCAUUACACUGGUGUGUCCUCGACCGGAGCAAAGAAAAGGCUGAGGAUGUGAUUAUAUCAUUCGAUUUGUCGGAAGAGAAAUUCCAGCAGAUACUUUGGCUCCCUGAAGUCGAUGGGAACAUAAGUUUUGAGGGACUUGAGGUUCACGGGGCCAAUCUGUUUGUGUACCACGGCAGCUACAAGGACUGCUUCCAGGCGUGGAUAACGAGUGAAUACGGGAAAGGAGGGUCCUGGACAAAAUUGUACAAUUUCACUACUGAAGGAAUAUCUGGCUACAGUUUUUGGCGAAAAAUCCCUGUAGCAUACACAAGGAGUGGCAAAAUUGUUUUCCAAGUCGAUGUGUACCGGACGAUUAUGUUCAAUCCGGAGGAUAAUACUUACAAGGAUUAUCCAAUCCAACACCGCCACGAUGUCGAGUCUACCAUCUACAUGGAAACUGUUAUUUCUCCCUAUCUUGACUGUGAGCCAUCAAGAAUCUAG
This is a messenger RNA of Eucalyptus grandis, 825 nucleotides long. RefSeq names its product F-box protein CPR1. The record is from RefSeq and is a predicted model, not a curated record. The transcript has a single exon. The coding region runs from base 1 to 825 and encodes 274 amino acids. NCBI's taxonomy places the organism in Eukaryota, Viridiplantae, Streptophyta, Magnoliopsida, Myrtales, Myrtaceae.